UCUUGGCACCAUGGCGCCUUUCUACGUAUUUUUGGUGUUUUUAAUUCAGGGUUCCCUUACACUAGCUAACAAAGAAGAUGCUUCUGAACACGAAGAAACUACCCGUGACAUCUUAAAAGAGACCCCAGAUAUAGAUGCAGUUUCAGAAAUCAAAGACAUUAACAAAGAAUGGUUAGAUAUAUUUUUGUUACCUGAAGAUAACAAUCUAUUCCCGACACCAUCUGCAGCUAUGAUGUCACAAUUAACAAAAUCAGACAAACCAGCAGAAGAGCAAAUAGAAGACAUCAAAGAACUAGCUACUCAAAUAUCUUUAGCAAUACAAAGUGAAAUGGCAAAUCUUCUUCGUUACGCUUUAAAAGACUGUGACAGUGAACUUGAAGAAAACAGUCUAAGAAAGAAAAGAUCAGCAGAGUCCCCUAUGGAUAGCUCUCAACUAGUUAUGAGAUUAUUAAGGCAUAUUAAAUCAAACAAUGAAUACCAAAAUAUCGCUAUAGAUAAGAUGAUGACUGCUCAGGAAAUAGCAGACAAAUACGGUAUAGAGUUCAACCCAGAUCCGGAAAUACUAAGUGAUUUGGCUACUGCUGCAAAUGAUCAAGCGAAAGAAAUGACAUCUAUCCUUAAUGAUGUUUUAAAAAUUAAAAACAUCACGCAAAGUACCGUUGAAUUUAAGCCUGUAGAGCAAGAAAGUGUAAAAAAUUCUACCAAUGAAGAUGCCUACUACGUGUACUCUGUACAAGUCCCUGAACACGAAAUUAUUGCUCAACUCAAUGCAGUGCCGCAUCAUGAGUAUCAUCCUGAAAUAAUUCAAUACGUGCCACAAGAUAUGAAUCAUUAUCAAUACGAUCUUCGUGCUAAACAAAACCACUACUAUUACCCCGAAUCCCAGAUCGUCCCCCCUCCAGUCCAUCAACAUUAUAACCCAGUAAGCCCAAUGCCAAAUUUCUACGAACCAAAUACCCUCUACCCCUCCCAAGAAUUCUAUCCAAAAUACUGUCCUACAGAACCCGUUACUACAACAACUACGAUCGUCUUACCAAUCGAAGAGCUUAUUGAACCUGAACCACAGCUAGUUGGGGAAGAAUACGAAGAAACCGUUACUUCUAAGGUGUACGUUGACCACGGAGAUGAACCCGGCGAGAGCACAGUCAACCAUGUAAUGACCUACACAAUUUCAGAGAAAUCCCAUUUUAAAACUCCCAAAGUGGAGAAACUUCCCCAACAAAUGCAGUAUUAUUUCUUUUUAAUGUAAUUAUUAUAAAUAAUGCAUGUUAUUAUAUUAUAAA
Molecule: messenger RNA, 1283 nt
Organism: Galleria mellonella (greater wax moth)
Lineage: Eukaryota; Metazoa; Arthropoda; Insecta; Lepidoptera; Pyralidae
Exons: 2
Coding region: 11-1249 (412 amino acids)
Source: RefSeq, a predicted model, not a curated record